Messenger RNA from Drosophila subobscura, 3677 nucleotides. Its product is annotated as macrophage colony-stimulating factor 1 receptor 1. Bases 883 to 3324 code for a protein of 813 amino acids. The record is from RefSeq and is a predicted model, not a curated record. The transcript is spliced from 15 exons. Gene Ontology annotation, molecular function: transmembrane receptor protein tyrosine kinase activity; ATP binding. Lineage: Eukaryota; Metazoa; Arthropoda; Insecta; Diptera; Drosophilidae. Gene Ontology annotation, biological process: positive regulation of kinase activity; cell surface receptor protein tyrosine kinase signaling pathway; protein phosphorylation. Gene Ontology annotation, cellular component: signaling receptor complex.
ACAACCGUUAUCAUUCCGGCUGAAACGCUUGUUGCUUCCACGUCUCUCUCUCUCUGUCACUCUGCUGCUGCCUCGUCGCGUCAGUUACCGUUAGCAGUGAAACGAACCGUUGAAUCGGCGCCAUUAUUCGACGCGUAAUCCACGAAUUUCAGCAGCAAAUUGUGCGGACGAGUGAGGUGACAAAUGCCAAACAUUGGAAGAGUGAAAUGUGAAUGGAAAUGCUAUUAGUGCCGUAGCCAGAGAUUUGCAUACAAAUUGUUGGAGACUAUUUGGUCAGUGAAAAAAGGAAGCAGCGGAAGUGGAAAUCAAAUUAUGUUUACAUUGUGUGCGAAUUGAAAUGAAAGAAAUGCAAUCAAAAAUAGAUGAAAGAAAAUUGUAAAAAAAUACCCAAACCAGAGGAAAUUCUACAACUAAAAUUGUAAACAAAAGUGCAUACACUAUAAUAUACACAAUUUACGAGUGCGUGUGUGUCAAACGGAAAUUUAAAUAAUUAUAAAUUAUUCGAUAAUUAUCAGUUUGUGGUGCGGAAACAACGAUUAUUUCCACUCAUCACUUUAAAAAUAGCUCUUUAAAUAUUUGUGUGUGUUGUUAAUAAUACAAAUUCGAUGUGCGAAAUGUUUACAAUUGAAAAGAAACGAAACAAAUAGCAUAAAAUCAAAUCCCAUCCGUAUACGUAAGUGUUGGAUCAACGCAAACAAAAACUUGAAAGCUUUCAGCCAUCAUCAGCGGGCUGGAAAAGUCAACAAUUUACAGUGGAUUUUGGAUUUUGCUCUAGCUGGUCUAAGUGGUCCAUCAACCGCAACAGCAGCAGCAGCAGCAGCAAGGAAAGCCAAAUGUGAACACAAUACACACACAUAACUAUGAGCAGAUCAAACUCUCAAAAUGCGGCUCUCUCAUACAAUUGGCAUUAGCAUUACCAUCCAGGAAUGGGUGGUGCUCGUGCUGAUGCUGGUGCUGACAUGUGCCAGUACAACUGCCACUGCAGUGGAGACCACUACAAUGGUAACAAUUUCGGAGAGCCCCCAGCCAAAUGUUCAUUUAAAAAUGUCCGAAACGAGCAGCAGUAGCAGCAGCAGCAGCAGCAGCAGCAAUGAGGGCCAAAUAACAUCAGAUGCACAGCCAAGAGGGGAGACAGCAGGCACCAGGAUACGCAUCAAUACAAUGCCAGCUGGGGAAAUAACGGAACUGAGCACCAACGUCACUUUGUACAUGGAGAAGAUACCGCGCAUACAGGUGCGCUGGCAGGACAACCUGCCCGAAGGCACCUCCUACAAUGUCCUUGUCAGUGCCGUGAACAACACACGAUGUCCGGAUGCGCCGUGCAGCGAAUACGGCAUCAAGGAGAAGCCAUUGAGUUAUGUCUACCUGCCGCUGAACCCCAAUCUGAACGUGGAGUCUGUCGAUUGCAACUACAUGUUCGGCUGCCAGUACAAAGUCACCGUGGAAACAUCCAAUGCCCUGGUCCGGCGCUCCACUCGCAUCUUUAUUCCACAAUGCGUGGCUGGCAAGUGCUCCUGCCAGCUGGCGCCGACCCCGCCCAAAGUGCUGACUGCAGCCAAAAUGCUCACCAACGACACCAUCAACAUCAGUUUUUCGAUACAGGCCAGCGAGCAGUUGCGCAAGGAGCAGGCGAGCCAACUGCACGAUACGCUGCGUUCCUACAAAAUGCAAUUAAGAAUAAAUGAGGAAAUGAAUCCAUCACUGCCCUGGGGCGGAGUGCUCAAGAAUUUGCUGAUUCGAGUCUACAAUCUGAGUGAGCUGAAUUUCAAGCCAACGCCAAAGGGCUUCGAGGGCAACCUGAGGCUACCGCUGGGUGCGCAGCUAAAGGAGAAGGCCUCGCUGAAUCUGCAGGCCGUCAUCAUGGACACGUCUGGCUGUGAGGGGCCACGCAGCGUAACAAAGGUGCCAGUGCCAGCGAAUCCCAUAGUGCUCACGGACGAGGAUCAUGUGAGCAAUUCCAUUAUCAUCAUGAGCGCCAUGCUGAUUGCCGUCAUACUGGCUGGACUCUCACUGCUCUUGAUGCGCCGUCGACGUGCCCGGACCAAGGCAAAGCUGCAGAAGGAGGAGACUUACCUGCAAACCUUUGCCACCUCCGCCAUCGACAUGGAGGACAACAUCAACUAUGUGGACAAGUAUGUGGAGCAGUCACAGGCAUUGGGUCUGGCCGAUAUAUUCGAGGUGCCACACUCGGCCAUACACAUGGGACGCAUGCUGGGCGAGGGCGCUUUCGGGCGGGUGCACGAGGCAACGGCCAUCAACCUGCGACGCAUGCGUGGCACAACAAUUGUGGCCGUGAAGCAGCUAAAACCUAAUCCCUCGGCGGAUGAGGUGGCCGAGUUUCUGGCCGAAAUUGAAAUGCUCAAGGGCGUGGGCACACAUCAUAAUGUUGUCUGCUUUCUGGGCUGCUCCACCAUCAAGGCGCCCUACCUCAUGAUCAUGGAGUAUGUGGGGCGAGGCAAUUUGCUCAGCUAUUUGCGUGCAGUGCGUCAGGAGGCUGGCAAAUUGAAGCUACGAAAUGCCAAUUAUACCAGCUGCAAGCCCAUUGGCAGAACUGCUGCCAACUCUGCAGUCGGACUACCCAAAUCGCAGAGCGUCAACUAUAUCGAAUUGAAGGCAUCCAGCCAGAGCAUAGAGCUGCAAAAUUCUGAGAACUCCACAGCGAGCAACACUGCGAAUGGCUUGGGUCCGACUGCUGGACGGCAGCCCAUACCCUCGUAUGCCGAAACCACGUAUACGAUUGUGGAGGAUGAGGAGCCCUUUGAGUACAUCCUCGACAACAGAGAGUUGCACAACUUUGCCUUGCAGAUAGCAAACGGCAUGCGUUUCCUCGAAGAACAGGAGAUUACACACCGCGACCUGGCAGCUCGCAAUGUGCUAAUUGACAAUAACAAGACCUUAAAAAUAUCCGAUUUCGGUCUGUCCCGGCAUGGCAUUUACACGAACACAAAGACGCGCAAGCUGCCACUGCGCUGGCUCUCCAUCGAGGCCAUACGAGACAAUGUGUACUCGAGCAAGAGUGACAUUUGGGCGUAUGGCGUGGUGCUGUGGGAAAUCGGCACGCUCGGCGCCUCACCCUAUCCAACGAUAAGCAACAGCGAGCUAAUACCAUUCCUCCUAGCGGGCAAUCGGCUGCAGCGGCCGGACAUUUGCACGCCACAAGUGUACACCAUAAUGCUGCAGUGUUGGCUGGAGGAGCCCGAGGAGCGGCCCACAUUCGAUGCCCUGUACAGGGUGUUGAGCCCAAAGACCACAUAUGUGGACAUUAACAGUCUGAGUGAUGAUUACGUAUUUCCGCCGAUUAGAGAGAAUAAGGAUAGUCCUUAAGUUCCCCUAACUAGUUAGUUAGUAAGUGUAGUUAAGUCAGUUUUAUUCUUAUAUUAAUGAAUGAAUAUGAAAGAGCUUUUUCCUAUAAAUUGUAGCCAUUAAUAUCUCCUGUCUAGCUGUCUGGCUCUAGGUAUAAGAAAAAGUUACAUAGUGCUGCGCCCUGCCGUUGCACUGUUCUUUCACUCGUUAAACUUCUGUAAAUAGUUAGCUAGUUAAUUAAGAGCGAAGCAACUGUCAGACUUCCUAAGUAUACGAACCGUAAUUUCGAUGUGCUGUGAGUUUUUCAACCAACAAACAAAAGAAAGUAGCGAAUUAUACCCGGUACUCGAAGAGUAAAUAGGGUAUAUAGGGUC